AUGGCGUCGGUACAAGUUAAAGAAGAAGAGUCAGGUGAUCAACAAAUUACGGAGACUGUACUCUCAAACUCUAAAGGACCUCGAGUAGGAUUGUCUCUCAGGAUAAUGAUAGACAUUUUCCUCUCGUCGCUGUCUGUUAUGUUCUUGCGGCGAAGCAUACGUUGGAUUUUUGGAUACCGUAGGAGUAUCUGGUACCAUAUUACUUUCACAUGUUGCCCGACUGUGCCUGAACGGAAAGAAAGAAGAUCUCGCAUAUUUUUGGACACAUCAAAGUUUAAAGUUUCCUGCAUUGUUGGAAUUCCCCUCAAUCAUGGCUGGACGGUGGAUGCUCGGUGUAACAAUGAGCUUUCUGUCUUAGUUACUGACCUAUGCUCUCAACCUGAUCUGGUGUUGGAGAAGCUAAAUGAGUGUAAUGUCUUAGUUACUGAUCAAUGUGCUCAACCUGAUCUGGUGUUGGAGAAGCUAAGUGAGAAGUCCCACAGAGUUGAUCCACUCACGGCAGAUUUAUUAUGGAAGGAUUUCAAGAAAAAGAUGCAAUGUAGACCCGCACUGCGGAAUCCUAGUGUGCAUGUUUGAAUACGAAGAUGAACAUGCUACGCCUAGGAUGGCAAGAAUAAACUAUGAGUAUACGGGACGAUGGCCUUUUCAUUCUUUCAACAGAACGUUCCAUGAUGAUUUUUGCUAUGAUGGUUCUUACUAUGAGGAUUUGAACCAGUUUUUAACUGAUCAAUAUGAGCCAGAUAUGGGAAAAGAAGAAGGCACACAGCUGGCUAAGAAUGCAAUAAGUGUUGCUGCGAUGAGAGCUAGGAGCCAAGGUGACCUAACUAUUGGUGGCUGGUAUACAGUGUUAUCAGCAGAAUCGGCUACUUUAGAAGAAAGAAAUAACAUGAUGUAUCACUCUACCUUGAUCAGGGAGGGACGGGUGGUUCCCCUGCCACCAGAAAAGUUUUAUGAUAGGAUUGGUAAUACUUUGCGUGCUGACCAGCAGGUUGUGCCUCUUUUCUCAGAUAGGGAUGACUUAUUGGUAGAGCAAUUUUGGAUCAACUUAAAUAGCUUUGGUAAUACUUCGAGUGCCGACCAGCAGGUUGUGCCUCUUUUCUCAGAUAGUGAUGACUUAUUGGUAGAGCAAUUUUGGAGCAACUUUGACUGAAGGAAGUGUACUUAAGAGACCCAUGAAAGCAGAUAGGAACCUUUCUAUGAAACAAACGUUAGUCAACCAGUUGGAACCGGUCCUAUUUCUUCUUCUUUCGUUCUUUCUUUCUGAAGCUUGGUGUGAUAGUAAUUCCUCAAGAGAAGCGUCAAGUAGGUAUUACAUCUGCAUCCUAGAAAUUUUUGAGUUUCUUCAUGCAGUAUCUUCAUAUUUUUGUAUA
Messenger RNA from Papaver somniferum (opium poppy), 1370 nucleotides. RefSeq lists its product as uncharacterized. The coding region runs from base 1 to 576 and encodes 191 amino acids. The transcript has 10 exons. The record is from RefSeq and is a predicted model, not a curated record. NCBI's taxonomy places the organism in Eukaryota, Viridiplantae, Streptophyta, Magnoliopsida, Ranunculales, Papaveraceae.